Mus musculus (house mouse) is the source of this 3400-nucleotide messenger RNA. It is a transcript of the gene Ccr6, whose product is annotated as C-C motif chemokine receptor 6. NCBI's taxonomy places the organism in Eukaryota, Metazoa, Chordata, Mammalia, Rodentia, Muridae. Bases 844 to 1947 code for a protein of 367 amino acids. The transcript is spliced from 4 exons. Gene Ontology annotation, molecular function: C-C chemokine binding; C-C chemokine receptor activity; G protein-coupled receptor activity. Gene Ontology annotation, cellular component: plasma membrane; sperm principal piece; sperm flagellum. The record is from RefSeq and is a predicted model, not a curated record. Gene Ontology annotation, biological process: positive regulation of flagellated sperm motility involved in capacitation; positive regulation of dendritic cell chemotaxis; calcium-mediated signaling.
AAACAUUGAGUUAAGAAUUCACCAACAUCUUUAUCAUCAAACACAAAUUCUCCUAACAGAAAACAGACAGGCUGCAUCUCCAGGGAGCACAGCACUGCUCAGGCUGCAUCUCCAGGGAGCACAGCACUGCUCAGGCUGCAUCUCCAGGGAGCACAGCACUGCUCAGGCUGCAUCUCCAGGGAGCACAGCACUGCUCAGGCUGCAUCUCCAGGGAGCACAGCACUGCUCAGGCUGCAUCUCCAGGGAGCACAGCACUGCUCAGGCUGCAUCUCCAGGGAGCACAGCACUGCUCAGAUUGGGUGGAUUAUGAUCAGGACUCUCUACCUCUUGUGGUGGCCCAGAUACCAAUCUGCGACCAGUGCGAUUUCCUAGCAACAACAUGUGCCAUUCUUGUGGUAACACUAGUGGCUUGACAGGCUGAUUCAUUUCCAGGUACUGUGAGUGUCUGCCAUUCAAGUAAGCAUGACAGUGACCUUCUCUCCGAGAGCUCUGAUUGCCAAUCUCACCGUGCUGAGAUCAGCGUUCUGCAGAGUUCCAGGGUGCUGGCCCAGCACAUCAUAGCAUUGUGCAGAGACAGGGGCAACUUACAAAUCCUGGGUCUUUCGGACUUGGUUCGCCACUCUAAUCAGUAAGACCAGCCAGUACAUCUGCAGCUGUCCCAGGUCUUUGCAGAUACCCUGGCCUUCCCUGAUCAUCUUUGUGUUCAUCCAUUCACACAUAUGUCAGCUUCACCUCUGCUCUCCCGACAUCUGCACUAGUGAGAGUGUGGUUGAACUGCCCACUUCCCUUUCUACACCAGAUCUGGCUCUCCCAUCCACAUAGAGAACCACGCCUGCCUGGGGAAUGAAUUCCACAGAGUCCUACUUUGGAACGGAUGAUUAUGACAACACAGAGUAUUAUUCUAUUCCUCCAGACCAUGGGCCAUGCUCCCUAGAAGAGGUCAGAAACUUCACCAAGGUAUUUGUGCCAAUUGCCUACUCCUUAAUAUGUGUCUUUGGCCUCCUGGGCAACAUUAUGGUGGUGAUGACCUUUGCCUUCUACAAGAAAGCCAGAUCCAUGACUGACGUCUACCUGUUGAACAUGGCCAUCACAGACAUACUCUUUGUCCUCACCCUACCGUUCUGGGCAGUUACUCAUGCCACCAACACUUGGGUUUUCAGCGAUGCACUGUGUAAACUGAUGAAAGGCACAUAUGCGGUCAACUUUAACUGUGGGAUGCUGCUCCUGGCCUGUAUCAGCAUGGACCGGUACAUUGCCAUCGUCCAGGCAACCAAAUCUUUCCGGGUACGCUCCAGAACACUGACGCACAGUAAGGUCAUCUGUGUGGCAGUGUGGUUCAUCUCCAUCAUCAUCUCAAGCCCUACAUUUAUCUUCAACAAGAAAUACGAGCUGCAGGAUCGUGAUGUCUGUGAGCCACGGUACAGGUCUGUCUCAGAGCCCAUCACGUGGAAGCUGCUGGGUAUGGGACUGGAGCUGUUCUUUGGGUUCUUCACCCCUUUGCUGUUUAUGGUGUUCUGCUAUCUGUUCAUUAUCAAGACCUUGGUGCAGGCCCAGAACUCCAAGAGGCACAGAGCAAUCCGAGUCGUGAUCGCUGUGGUUCUCGUGUUCCUGGCUUGUCAGAUCCCUCACAACAUGGUCCUCCUCGUGACUGCGGUCAACACGGGCAAAGUGGGCCGGAGCUGCAGCACCGAGAAAGUCCUCGCCUACACCAGGAACGUGGCCGAGGUCCUGGCUUUCCUGCAUUGCUGCCUCAACCCCGUGUUGUAUGCGUUUAUUGGACAGAAAUUCAGAAACUACUUCAUGAAGAUCAUGAAGGAUGUGUGGUGUAUGAGAAGGAAGAAUAAGAUGCCUGGCUUCCUCUGUGCCCGGGUUUACUCGGAAAGCUACAUCUCCAGGCAGACCAGUGAGACCGUCGAAAAUGAUAAUGCAUCGUCCUUUACCAUGUAACACGAGAGCACAAAGCAACAUUGCCCCAAAAGCCUUGGUGAAACUUGCUAUUACAUAUGAAAAAAAAAAAAAAGCCAUGUCCAAAUAUGUACAGUAACUAUGGAAAUUCAGCAAAGAGUUCCUGCAAGAUCAGAACCAGCCGGGAGGUGGCACUAUCAGCCAAAUUCUUCCAGGUGUGGGUGACAAGAAACAUUGUAGCUCCUCCCAGGUUGGUUCUACAAAAUAAGAUGGGAAUGCCAGAUUACUGGGUAGUGCUUAUGAACAUAAACAUAUUCAGAAACGUUCAUGAAGGGGUCACAGACCUAGUGACCCCUAACACCCAUAGCACAAAACAAGGAUGUAGCUUGAGAAACCAACAAAAGCCCCCUGUAACUCAUGUGAAGCAGAUGACAAGUCAAAGAUCCCAUACCCAGCUCCCUUUUAUCUUCUCAGCAAGCAGGAGGCUAUGGAGGAGGAAGGCAAGAGCAUCCAUAAACUGGAACAUCAACCUGGGUGGAGAGAGGCCGGAACCAAGUAGGAAGUCGGGUGCCUGGGUUUGCUACUGGCAUGUGAGCUUGCUUCCACAAAUGGAAGGAGUUCUUGGUGAUUCCCUUUUCCCCUCUCCAGUGGGUGGAGCCAAAGGAAGCAAGCUGGGAUACUGUUCCAGGCUGGGCUCUGGGUUUAGCAGACUCCAGCACAGUUUAACAUUCAUCCCUCGGAUGGUAAACUUGGCUUGUCUGUAGCUGAAAGUGCUUUCCUUCCAGAUCUGGAACGGAGGUGAAGAUCCUGGUCACCGAGAGUUUCGUGUUAGCCUCUCAACAGUGGCCAGCAUGCUGGCCUCUGAGACCAAGGGGACUUUUUUUUGUCCAUUUAAAUUGGACAUUGAAUCUAGGGUUUCACAUAAUGUUCGGCAAUUGUGCUACCACUGUGCUAUACUCCAAAGCCUUUCUGUAUCUUUCAUUUAGAGAGAGGGACCCACUAAGGUGUUCAGGCAGGCCUUGAACUUGGCAAUCCCAGAGCCUCAACUCUACAAAUAGUUAAGAUUACAGGCCUGUGCCAUUAUGCCUGGCUCUCAGACUGGUCUUAAGGUAGCUCUAUACAAAGCCAUAGUUAGAUAUAAAAACAGGUUUCAGUGAGUCUCUUCUGCCUUGUUAGAAGCUCAUAGUACUCUAGUUCUUAAAGGGCUGCUUAAGCAGAUGGCAAAUGUGUCUGGAGAUGGGGAAACACAAAUCUCAUUACAAGAAUUGCUGGUGUGAAUGUCAAGAAACUGACAUGUUCUAUUCUGAUACAUGGUUUGGAAGCUAAAUGGUUAGUGAGCUGUUGCAAUGCCUUUGUUGCCAUCUAUAGUGAGUGUGUGCAUUCGUGUGUGUGUGUGUGUGUGUGUGUGUGUGUGUGUGUGUGUGUGUUUGCUCAAGUUUUGAGGCCAGAGGAUAGGAUAGCUUCCAGUAUAUUCCUCAGGCUGUGGGUUUUUUUA